Cordyceps militaris CM01 is the source of this 1374-nucleotide messenger RNA. Its product is annotated as MFS multidrug transporter, putative. Gene Ontology annotation, biological process: transmembrane transport. Gene Ontology annotation, molecular function: transmembrane transporter activity. The record is from RefSeq and is a predicted model, not a curated record. The transcript is spliced from 6 exons. Bases 1 to 1374 code for a protein of 457 amino acids. Lineage: Eukaryota; Fungi; Ascomycota; Sordariomycetes; Hypocreales; Cordycipitaceae.
AUGGCCAGUCCGAUUGUGUUGCCUACCCCGCAUAUGGACACCCUGGUUGUCGGCUUCGAAGGCCUUGCAGAUCCUUACGACCCCCUCAACUGGCCAAGGAAGAGGAAGAUGAGGACGAGUAUACUCUAUUGCGCAACGAGUAUGGCCUCGGUGUGGGCCAGCACAGCGUACGCUCCGGCCACGUCCAACAUUGCACACCGCUUUGAAGUCGCUACAGAGAUUGCUCUGCUUGGUACAAGCCUUCUCUUGCUCGGAUGGGGGUUCGGGCCUUUGAUAUGGGCUCCAAUGUCUGAGGUAUACGGUCCACCAAAUAUUUCUACCCUCCUAGUCACUCGCUUUCUCACCGGGUUUUUCGGAGCGGCCCCCAUCACUUGUGCAGGAGGCGCAUUUGUUGACAUGUGGAACGCAUCCGAGCGCGGUAACAUAUUUGUCCUAUAUACGAUCUGCGUGUGCGGUAUCCCGGCUCUUGCCCCAGUCAUAGGAGGUGUCAUCGUGCUGUUCGAGGUUAAUUGGAGAUGGGUUGAAUAUGUACUCGCCGAGAUCACCGCUAUUCUACAGAGCACGAUAAUUGUUAUUGGUCUUUUCUUCAUCGAUGAAACAUAUGCGCCGACCCUUCUUGAAUUCAAAGCAUCAAGACUACGCAAAGAAACAGGCAUUAAGUAUCACGUGGGAGCUGUGACAAAGGUUACUGCUGCAGCUCUUGCCAUCAAGUUUGGCCUACGCCCGUUGCAAAUUCUUGCGACCCCCAUUUGUCUUCUUGUCACGAUCUAUUCAUCGUUCAUCUACGGUAUAUUCUACGCCAGCUUGGCAGCAUUUCCCAUCUUAUUCCAAGACACCCGAGGAUGGAAUCCUUUGACCGGCGCGCUUCCCUUCUUAUCGAUGAUGCUGGGAAUCUUUUUAGGAGCUGGAUUUAGUGCAUGGAGUCAAAAAUACUACAUCCGCUCGUGCAGAUUGAAUGACUUCAAUGCCGUGCCUGAAGCACGUCUCCCGCCAAUGAUGUUCUCGUCCACGAUUUUAGCAAGCGGUCUAUUUGUCAUUGGUUGGACGUCAUCAAGAUCGACACCUUGGAUUGCGACUAUCAGUGGGGUCUUCAUGCUCGGGUUUGGCUACUACGUGAUCUUCACAAGUGCUCUGAACUAUCUAGUUGAUUCCUUCCAGUGUUGGAGUGCAAGUGCGCUCGCCGCAAACACAUUUGCGAGGAGUGUUUUUGCCGCUGGGCUUCCACUUGCGAUACCUUAUAUGUUCGCCCGUUUAGGCAACGAAUGGUCUUUUACUGUUUUCGCGGUAUUCGCUGUCAUCAACAUCCCUAUACCGUUCAUGUUCUACAUUUACGGCUCGCGAGUUCGAGCAAAAGGACGUUUUACGAACAAUUAG